Talaromyces amestolkiae is the source of this 1245-nucleotide messenger RNA. RefSeq lists its product as uncharacterized. Lineage: Eukaryota; Fungi; Ascomycota; Eurotiomycetes; Eurotiales; Trichocomaceae. The coding region runs from base 1 to 1245 and encodes 414 amino acids. The record is from RefSeq and is a predicted model, not a curated record. The transcript is spliced from 5 exons. Gene Ontology annotation, molecular function: oxidoreductase activity.
AUGCAAAUGGCUGACAAACUCAAUAAUCACUCCGCGCAACUUCUUGUGCGCCUUCCUCCCGCUGCCGGCUUGGAGAGCUUGCCACCUGUGUACACACUUGCAAAUGCGCAGGAUGAGCGAGCUAAAACGCUGCUACUUCUCCUCGAGAAGGGCCAUGCAACUGUUGCGCCCCUGCGUGAGCCGAAGUUGAUUCUUCAUAGCCAUCUUCCUCAUCUCCUAGGGUCCGCUUAUUUUCUAGGAGCUUCUGCGCAACAGCUAGAAGAGCUUUAUGCUCAUGAAAUCACUACUCUGAAAGAGAUCGAUGAUACUUUUAUUACAGGAGAUGCGAUUCGCAAGGAGAAUUGGAGGGAGUUCCUCGGUCAAAAGUCAUAUACAGUGGCUUAUGUACAGUAUUUCGAUAAGGAGAUCGAACGCAACAACGGAGACUGGAAGAAGGUUCUCAAGGAUUAUCUUUUUCCUGGACCGGAGCCGCUCAUCAAUGGCUUCAGCGGUGGUCUUGGCCACCCGUUUAUUCACCUUGCCUAUGCAUGGGAGCUUCAUGCUCCUACAGUCGCCUCCGAGGCGCUGUCUCUGGGUUGCACCGAGAUAAUUGAAGCUCAUGGUAUACUAGACAACUAUCCUCCGGAUACCUCCACCUAUAAGACGUCCAGUCUGGGUGACGUUAUCAAGAGGGUGCAUGACGACAAACGGUUCGACAACCUCUUCGAAUAUCAGGGAAUUACGAACGUAGAGGAUCUGAUGAGGAACCGUUUCGAAGCUGUGCUGGAGCAUUGGAAUGCGUGGGAAGUGACUGAUCCGCUGGCUCAGUUGGAGAAUUGUUGCGACGUUUCAGCUCUACUCGCAAUCGCGACUGGGGACAGGGAAAGGAAGUAUGACUUUUAUCUCAUCCACACGAUGACUGUUGCGCAUGCGCUCCGCGUCUUGUGGGAACUGUUCCCGGAGAACCAGCGACUUAAGCCGCAGGUGGACUUUGGUCUGAUCGAGCAGAUAGAGUCUGUGAAGUUGCAGGAGGCGGACACCUGGGAUUCUCUAGUCUCUAAGGCGCUCCAGCAUAAGUGGAUGAAAGACUCUCAUUUCUUCAAGGUCUUCCGGGCGCUAAAAGCGUUCGAUGAGACGUAUGGAUCAAAGAUGGGCUUUUAUCAGAAAGCAUCGGCAAAGUUUCUGACUGAAUUUGAAGGAUGGGAGGGAUUUGGGCAGGGCGUUGAGGGCUUCUUGCCCAGUCGCGACGGAUAUAUCCCAGAGUAA